This is a messenger RNA of Angiostrongylus costaricensis, 1623 nucleotides long. Lineage: Eukaryota; Metazoa; Nematoda; Chromadorea; Rhabditida; Metastrongylidae. The record is from the annotation of a GenBank genome assembly.
AUGCGUUCGAGAAUGAUCUCAUCUAGCUUUCUGUGGGAAUGCUUGCAUUACCUUACCGCGGUGAAGAAACCUGUCGUAUACACACACCGUAGUGGCAGAAGGGUAAAGGAGAAAAUUGCCGCUAUGCUAGAGAAGAAGAAACUGCUGGGUGACGGUCAAUCUGAACAAGGAAAAUUCGUAUUAAAAACGCCAAAAGGGACAAGAGAUUAUGGGCCGAAGUCAAUGGCGAUACGGGAAGCUGUCUUGAAAGUGGUUACAGACACUUUUAAGAGACACGGAGCUGAGACGAUUGAUACUCCCGUGUUUGAGCUAAGAGAGGUUCUAAUGGGAAAGUAUGGCGAGGAGGGCGGCAAGCUCGUCUACGAUCUGCAGGAUCAAGGAGGGGAGUUGCUAUCACUGCGAUAUGACUUGACGGUACCAUUUGCUCGAUACCUGGCUAUGAACAAAAUAUCGAAUAUCAAGCGGUACCAUAUCGCAAAAGUGUACCGGAGAGACCAACCUGUUAUGACAAGAGGGCGCUAUAGAGAGUUCUUCCAAUGUGAUUUCGAUAUCGCUGGGCAAUACGAUUUGAUGAUUCCAGAGGCAGAGUGCCUGAAAAUAGUGGACGAGGUGCUCUCUAAACUAGAAAUUGGUGAAUACUCUGUUAAGGUGGAAGAAGAACUUCUAAAAGAAAAAGGCCUAACGAAGGAAAACACCGAGAAGCUGGGACAGUAUGUUACUCUGCGAGAAACUAAUCCAUCGUUGGGUAGUGCUGAGCUUUUGGAUAAAUUAAUGGAAUUUGGAGAGCUAGAAAAGAAUUUACGGUUUAAACAAGGAGUGGAAGAGUUAAGGGUGCUACUACGUUACUGCUCUUUGUUCGGCAUAAGCUCAAUCGUUUUUGAUCCAUCAUUAGCAAGGGGAUUGGAUUACUAUACCGGAGCAAUUUACGAAGCAAUAGCUCCAAAUGCUCUUAAAGGUCUUAACCUUGAAGAAAAUGGAGAGUCAGAAGAAAGUCUGCCCGUUGGUGUGGGAUCCGUGGCAGCUGGAGGAAGGUGCAGAUCUAUUUCUGGUUCAUUUUCCAGCUGUUUGGUUUUCAUCCAUUUUUCUACUUUUCAGCUUGCCCUUAAAUGUAGAUUAUUACAGGUUAUUUCUUGUAGAUAUGAUGAAUUAGUCGGCAAUUUCAUAGCGCCAAUGAGCGCUAAAGGUAAAGAGAAGCGUCACGACGUUCCAUGUGUUGGUCUGUCCUUUGGAAUUGAGCGAUUGUUCGCUAUUAUAGAAGCUAAAAACCAGGUUGAGCAAUUGCAAGUGCGCACCUCCGAAACUGAGAUAUUCAUUGCUUCUGCUCAAAAGAAUCUGUUGGAGGAGCGUAUGAAGCUCUGUGGUUCAUUGUGGGAUGAAGGUUUUAAGGUGGAGAUGUCUUACAAAGCAAAUCCUAAAUUGCUCAAUCAACUUCAAUAUUGUGAAGACAGACUUAUACCUUUAGCAUUGAUCGUAGGAGAACGUGAGCUCCAAGACGGUGUAGUUAAACUCCGGAACGUGAAAACGAGAGUUGAGCAGGUAAGAGGAGAGAGAUUCUACGGCUAUCUUUCUUUGGCAUAUUUGCUAGUUUAUGUCUCGUAUGCUCAGCUUCUACUAACUCUUUAA